Messenger RNA from Rhinocladiella mackenziei CBS 650.93, 2118 nucleotides. RefSeq lists its product as uncharacterized. Gene Ontology annotation, biological process: positive regulation of transcription by RNA polymerase II. The transcript has 4 exons. Gene Ontology annotation, cellular component: nucleus. NCBI's taxonomy places the organism in Eukaryota, Fungi, Ascomycota, Eurotiomycetes, Chaetothyriales, Herpotrichiellaceae. The record is from RefSeq and is a predicted model, not a curated record. Bases 1 to 2118 code for a protein of 705 amino acids. Gene Ontology annotation, molecular function: transcription cis-regulatory region binding; DNA-binding transcription factor activity, RNA polymerase II-specific; zinc ion binding.
AUGACCUCCGUCAGUACCAUUGUAAUGCAAGACGACAAACGAGGAGAAUCCUCGAAGAAACAACCACUUCGGCUACCGAUCAUUGCACCCAAGGAUGACCUGUCUUCUUCGGCAAGUUCCAGUCGCAGCAGCCGUGUCGGGCCUGGCGUCCUUCCACGCGCUCGACUGCCUCCGCGGUCAAGAACCGGUUGCUGGACCUGUCGCACUCGCAAAGUAAAAUGUGAUGAAGGACGCCCCGUUUGUGGACAAUGUGAACGCCUCGGCCACAAUUGCGAUUAUAGUCCCCGUUUAGCCUUUCGCGAUGAUACGCCACGCGUCCUGGAACGCAUGCAGGAUGUGACCAAUGUCGCCAGCUCCGUGUGGGAUUCGACCUCACCUGCCAUGACUGACACCAGCAUUGGAUCUGCCGCGGUGGAUGAUCUACCACCCUUCGCUUCACUAACAACAGAUGAUGACCGUGAGAGAAAGGCCGAGAGGUCCAGCCCCGGAACAUACAAUGUGGUGGUCAAUCAAGAUAGCUUCCAACACCUACCCGAGUACUGUGACGAUCCCGACGUAAAGAAAGAACUCCCGCCGCCGUUACGUCGAGGCUCUGUUGCUACGUCCCUCGCCAGUAGCGCCGGUCGCGAAUCCGCUGUCGAAGGCGUUCCCAUUGCAGGAGACCCUAACAUUGUUGUAUUACCUAGAUUCGAAGAUGUUGCCCGUCGCGGGAUAUUCAGUUCCCGAGAACCACGAUCACCGGUUUCACCCAGAGCAAAACACAUAAUCAUCAAGGACGAAGACCAUGACGAAGUCACCAUGACAGAAGAACCAGACGCAAUAGACGACAAGAGCAAGACAGGCCAAGAUGCCAGGUAUCUCCAACGAUUUCGCCAGGUCGUUUGGAAUCAGCUCGUACCAGCCGAGCCCGAUGUGAGAGACGGGAUGAUGCGAUCGAGUGUCAAUGUCCUGGAAAUGGCCGCAACCACUUUCCCUCCGUUGCAUCACGCCAUGAUGGCCGUCGCAGCCUUGAGUUUGGCCGCACAAGAUGGAAACGAGAGACUCGAUGCAUUACAACAUUAUCAGCAAGCUUUGCCGGCAUUGCAAAGUAGCCUCAAAAGCCCGACCGAUUUAUCCUCCGACGGCGCCUUUUUGACACAUUUCCUCUUGCUGGUCUACGAGAUUGCGGCAGCCGAAGCCGGACAUUCGAACCUCUGGUCCCAACAUUUGUCGACACUUUUGCGGAUUUCUCUCCUGCGACGUGACGUCUUUGGGGGUGAAAGAUUCCCAUUUGUGGUGUGGUGGAUUUGCAACAUUGAUUUGGAUGCACUUUUCAGCGGAGCAGGCAGUGGUGAAUUCGUGGGAUCCAUGUUGAGCAACGAUCUCAUUCCUCCUCCGAGUUUUCAUUUAUAUCCACUGGGUCUGGACGGCUCCAGCGUGGUCUAUGCUGAUGAGUUGGAAUCCUUGCCUCCAGUCCUACAGCUGGAUUACGAAGUCACAAUUCUGGCAAUCCGGUUGGCGCUGCUCGCACAUGAAUUCAGAAACGAUAGCAACUUCAACGAUGCGGAUAUGAUUCAGAGGAACCAAGCCACCAGAAUACGCCAGAGUCGAAUUUUCGAACUACAAGAAUCUUUGCGUCAACUGUGGGUUACCCCUGUGGCGGUGAUGAUCAGUCAAAGGGUCGAAGAUCUCCCCGAACGUCCACAUCGGUUGUACGAACAUGCAGCUGCCCUUUAUCGAGCCUGUAUUAUCUAUUCGCAUACGUCCAUGUGGCCAGGGCAAAGACUAGACACAUCUCCGGACUAUAACACCGAAAUUGCGGUGGCGUCGAAUCAGAUCAUCUAUAUGGCGAGGAAGGCGCUGGAAGAAGAUCGAUUAGACAGUCGAUAUUUGGUCUUCCCUGUUUUUAUCGCAGGGUUUGCCAGCACCGACGGGGGUCAACGAAUGCAAGCGUUGGAUUUGAUUCGCAGCAUGGAAAUGAACAGUAUCGGGCGAAACACGACCGUUACACGCAAAGCUCUGGCGGCCGUGUACGAGAAGCAGAAUGAGCGAUUCAUGAACACCGGGCAGAGUUUGGACGUGGACUGGAUGGAGGUCAUGGCGGAGCGAGAGUUCAUGGUGGUGAAUUUUGGUCUGUGA